Petromyzon marinus (sea lamprey) is the source of this 3107-nucleotide messenger RNA. RefSeq lists its product as uncharacterized. The record is from RefSeq and is a predicted model, not a curated record. NCBI's taxonomy places the organism in Eukaryota, Metazoa, Chordata, Hyperoartia, Petromyzontiformes, Petromyzontidae.
UCUCUCCCCACUCACUCUCCCCACUCUCCCCACUCUCCCCACUCUCCCCACGCUCUCUCACCACUGCUGGACAAUGCGCUGCCUUCUGAUCCCAAAGAUGACCAGCAUCAUCAUCAGUAUCAUCAUCAUCAGCAUCGCCACGACUCUAAGCGCCGCGAGACCUGGAGGGACGAGGUGGAGCAGCCCCGGGCCUCUGUGCUGUCACCGUCAGAGCAAGUUCGUGUACCUGGGCACAGACGUCCUCGGCGCUCCCGUGCGCGUGGACGCGGGCACGUGCACGCGCGUCCCGUGCGCGCGCCCGGCGCAGAGCGGUCACGCGCACGGCUCCUCCUCCUCGUCCUCGUCCACCUCCUCCUCCUCCUCCUCGUCCACCUCCUCGAUCCUGGAGCGACUGUGGGAGCGUCUGGCCGAGCAGCGCGGCGCCUUCCCGCUCCAAACCUCCUCCUCCUCCACCUCCUCCACCUCCUCCUCCACCGCGUGCGUCACGGCGGACGGAGCAGGCGCGUGCGUGCCCACGCGCGUGCACGUGUGGUGGGUGCGCGUGCAGGCCGUCGCCGGUGGGGGCGGCACGCGCGUGCGCGAGGCGCGCGCGCUCGAGGCCUGCGCGUGCGCGCCGCGCCCCUCUGAGCCGUGCGCGCGGCUGCCGGCGCCGCGCCUCUACAACCCCGGCUCGCCGGGCAUCGAGACGGCCAUCGACCCGGGCCGCUGCGUAGCCUCGGACCCAGACGUGGACGCGGGCGCGUGCGUGCCCACGCGCUGGCGCGAGGAGGCCGUGCGCGCGCCCGGCGCGCGCCUCGCCGUGGUGCGCGUGACCGAGGCGUGCGCGCGCGUGUCCACCCCCUCCUCCUCCUCGUCGUCCACCUCGUCGUCCACCUCGUCGUCCACCGGCUCCAGCUCGCCCCCGUGCUACCGCGCGCGCUACGCGGAGCAUCACGCGAGCGUGGCGCGCGCGCACGACGGCAGCCUGAGCGAGCGCGUGCUGGAGAUCGACGUGGGGCAGUGCGUGGGCUCCUGUCCACCGCUCCCCGGCGCCACGUGCGGCGCGCGCGACUGCCCGGGGGACUGCGUGGCCGUGGAGGUGGAGACCCGCCUUCUCCACCCCCGGCACGGGGAGCCGCACGCCGUGCUCGUCAUCCGGGCCUGCGGCUGCGCCUAGACGGGCGGCCACGUGGUGGCAGCGGCGGACACCACGUGGUGCCAGCGGCGGGCGGCCACGUGGUAGCAGCGGCGGACACCACGUGGUAGCAGCGGCGGGCGGCCACGUGGUGGCAGUGGCGGACACCACGUGGUGGCAGCGGCGGGCGGCCACGUGGUGGCAGUGGCGGACACCACGUGGUAGCAGCGGCGGACACCACGUGGUAGCAGCGGCGGGCGGCCACGUGGGGGCAGUGGUGGACACCACGUGGUAGCAGCGGCGGGCGGCCACGUGGGGGCAGCGGCGGGCACGCGAUUGGCGGCCACGUGGUGGCGGCAGCUACGGUGGGGAGGUGGGGGGGGGAGCCGCGACGGUGUCACGUGGGUUGAGCCGUGCCAGAGCCUUCGACGGGGCCACGACGGGGCCCCAUUGGGAGCCGCGAGGCAGCCGAUCGACGCCGCCACUCGGGCCUCUCGAUGUGCAGCCCCUGCCGAAGGGCCGUCGCCCGCAACGUCGCCCCAACCCUCGUCGACGUCCAGUCCCGCGCGCGGGCCGACGGCGACGACGACGACGACGAACGCGGCGUCCGUUGCCGACGCGGAGGGCCCGGGGCCCGGCUACUACGGGCGCGCCGCCGGUUAACACCGCCGGUUAACGCCGUCGCCGCACCUUGGCGGAGGGCCCCGGGGCCCGGCGAAGGCCUCGCCCCGGGCGCUGGCCGCGAGCGGGAAUCGAAACCACCCCCCCCCCCCGCCGGGUUCGUGGCGGGGGGCCUGUGCGCCAACCGCGGAGUCACCGCUCCCCAGGGCCCCUCUCCACCGCCGAUGCCUCCAUCAUCGGUUCCCCUUAGAGGCGAGAUUUUUUUUAUUUUUGUUUAAAAGAGGCGACAUUGGAACCCCAGAGAUGACAAAAUACAAAUCCCGUGGUGGCGAGAUCGGGGGGCGAGGGGCGGGGCGGGGGGGGGCUUGCCGCUGGCAAUUUUCCACCGGCCCCCGACGUCCCGUCCGGCACGGCGAGACUUCAUCGGUUCUCUUAAGACGCGAUUUUUUUUUGUUUUGUUAAGAGAGGCGAUGUUGAAAACAGGGCCCCCCCCCCACUGCCCCCCCCCACUGCCCCCCCCACUGCCCCCCUCUGCCCUGCCCCCCGCUCUCUCAAACUCACCGACCGUACGUGAUAGAUGGGUAGUCUGGUACAUCAGGAGUGAGUGUGUGUGUGUGCUGUUUUUAUUUUUCAACACCGAGCUAAACGUGUUUUAAUUGCAAGUGGUAUGCUUCGUUUAAUUGACCGAUCAAUCGGCUUUAUAUGUAUACAUUGUUUUUAUUUUUGUUGUUGUUGUUGUGGUUUUAAUAUAAAGCCCCCGUUGGGUUCGUAACAUCACCUGAAACACCUCGUUUCAUUUACCCCCCCUCUAGUUUUAAAUUCGCUCGCCAGCUCCUUAGCCAAGUAUGGGAUUCGAGUUCUCCCACAUCUCCUUUUUUUCCGGCAAAAAAAACACAGCCGUUUUGAGACGAUCAAACCCCCCAAAACUGAAACCUUCUCGCGAGGAAUCAUGUCUGCAAUUAACCGCAAUACUUGUGGCCACAAUUGCAAAACGGGAAUUCAUCUUUGGCUCAUUCGGCAAAGACUUCACCGAAAGAACGAUACAAUCGUACAUGCAUCGUCCUUGAAACUGAUUGGUCCACACCAUAGACGGCUUUCUUUUGAGCCUCGUCUCAACUGCGGCGUUCGUCCCCGGCGUUUCAAAGGCAGAGUUUGUUUAUUGUCUGCAUGCUGAUCACGGUCAUUGUGGUCAAUUGCGGUUACAGGAUUCCUUGCGAAAAGAGUUCAGUUUGGUGUUUUAACAUCGAAGCACAACUCCCGUUUCAUUGUUUUGCCAGAAAGGGUCACACCUAUUUUAAAUUUUGAAUUAAAGCUUUCGUGACUGCGGUGAUUCAUACUCUUGGUUCUUUCGGUAAAGUCACCACCACGUAGA